AUGUCUGAUAACGAACCGAGACUGAUCAUCUUCGCUAAGGCCCGAAAAUGGCUUACUUCGUACGUUACACAGGAUAACUUUAAUAAUGAACAACACCGAAAUAUAAAUCAAAAUUUAAUUAUGUCACCUGCGUCGGCUGGAAUUUCCGGCCCCAUCGUGACAAAUAAUUUUAAUGGAGCAACAGCGGCACAGCCGCCUCCAUUGCCGGCCACGGGCCAUGGCACUUUUUAUGGCAGCUAUAGUGCCGCCUUCACAGCCCCAUCAGAUAUGCCUUAUCCGCCCUCUUCAAUUUCGGCGUCAUCAUCCUUUCAUCAUCAACAUCAACUACAGCAACAACAAUCACAACAGUUGAAUCUACAACAACCAUACCAUCAAACAAGUGGGAGUAGCAUAACAAGUUUUGAUUCAGCAAAUGUAAUUGAUGAACGACACCAACAACGCCACUCACAUCAGCAUCAGCAGCAACAACAGCAACAGCAACAGCUGCAGUUGCAGCACAUAGCACGCCCACUACAUAGAGUGGUGGGCGUAGGUGGAGGUGGCGAGCACAACAGCCUUGGCGAAGUGGCGCAAGGCAGCUCAGCCGAGAGUGCCAAUGUUGGCUUAGAUGAAAUCUACGCGGCGCCCAUGUACUUCGGCACAGAGAACUCAACCGUUGUGACGACGCAAAUCGGUGCGACCGCGCACAUACCCUGCUCCGUGCAUAACAUUGGCGAUGGCGUGGUUUCUUGGAUACGCAAAAAAGAUUAUCAUCUACUGACUGUGGGGUUGACCACCUAUAGCAGCGAUGAGCGGUUUAGCGCCACACAUUUAAAACAUUCAGAGGAUUGGACGCUGCAAAUAAAAUUCGUGCAACUACGUGAUGCUGGCGUCUACGAGUGUCAAGUGUCAACCCAUCCGCCCACAUCGAUAUUUCUGCAUUUGAAUGUUGUCGAAGCACGCGCCGAAAUUACAGGCCCGCCAAUACGAUAUUUGACGCCUGGCUCUACACUGCGCCUGCAAUGUCGUGUUGUACAAAAUACGGAGGCGUCAGAGUUUAUAUUUUGGUAUCAUGACAACCGCAUGAUCAACUACGACAGCGAUCGGGGCAUAAAUGUUUCAACGGAUCCAGAUUUCCAAUCAUCAGAGCUAACAAUUCAACGAACACGGCGUGAGCAUUCGGGAAAUUUCACUUGUGUGGCUAGCAAUACACAACCUGCAAGCGUGUUAGUGCAUAUUUUUAAAGGUGAUAAUCCAGCAGCGAUGUAUCAUGGGCAUGUCGGCGGCUCGACUAAAUCAUAUCAAACGCAUUUGCAUGGCAUUAUAGCCAUAAUAGCUAUGGCCUACCGAAUACUACAGACAUAUAUACAUGUAAACCUGGGAUAAUUACAGAUGAGACAACAACGGCCAUAAUGACGCAUCAAAGUUAAACUGCGCAUACGCAUGUAUGUUUACAUAGUAUGAAAUGUGGGACUGCAAACAAAAAUAAACAAAAUGUAAACACACACAAAAAUUUAUUUGGGUAAGCACGCUAUAUGGCCACGAAACUGGAGCAACUUAUACACACACACUGACAGACACACAAAACUACACCAACACAUAUACAUAUGUACGAGUAGUUAGUUAAGUUGAAUAAUGUAAUGAGGCUUUGAAUAGGCGGCAGCAUAACUAUAUUUUUAAGUACAUAUGUACAUAUAAAUAUGCGUAUAAUUAUAGUAAGUAUAUAGGCGUGUGUUAAUAGUUAAGGGCAAGUGAACGAAUUAGGAUGCAUACAAAAAAUAUAGAAAAAAAACCCGUA
This is a messenger RNA of Rhagoletis pomonella (apple maggot), 1777 nucleotides long. RefSeq lists its product as uncharacterized. The coding region runs from base 1 to 1365 and encodes 454 amino acids. The transcript is spliced from 8 exons. Lineage: Eukaryota; Metazoa; Arthropoda; Insecta; Diptera; Tephritidae. Gene Ontology annotation, biological process: synapse organization. The record is from RefSeq and is a predicted model, not a curated record. Gene Ontology annotation, cellular component: neuron projection membrane.